Molecule: messenger RNA, 1699 nt
Organism: Drosophila busckii
Lineage: Eukaryota; Metazoa; Arthropoda; Insecta; Diptera; Drosophilidae
Gene: SPR
Product: sex peptide receptor
Exons: 6
Coding region: 164-1696 (510 amino acids)
Biological process (GO): G protein-coupled receptor signaling pathway
Cellular component (GO): membrane
Molecular function (GO): G protein-coupled peptide receptor activity
Source: RefSeq, a predicted model, not a curated record
UGUUGUGUUGUGUUGUGUUUGCCAAAAGACUUACAGCCAAAGCAUUAAGCUUGAGUCUUAAGCCAGCACUUUUCAUAUCUUCAUUGCAGCCUCAACGAGCGCCCAAUUACAAUAAAAAUAACUUCAAAGUCGGACCCCGAGCGAGCCUCAGAGAAUUCAAUGCAUGCAGCUUCAGCUUGAAGUCUUGCCAAACAAAAGCAAAAGCCAACAGCAGCGACUGCAGCUAAACACGUGCGCACUUUUCUUUACUCUCCCCCUCUCUCUCUCUUUCCAUUUGUUUGUUCGCUGUGAUGCGAACCAGCACAGCGAAUGUCAACUGAGCACUGCUGCCAUGGAUAAUAAUUCCGUUUAUAGCUACGGCAUAUCCGCUGCGAACGUGCUCUAUCAAUGGGGAGGCGGCGCCAGCAGCGGCAGCGAUGGCGACGCCGCUGCCCACACAAUCGAUAUGCAUACAUUGCCCAGCAGCGUAGUGGGCGAGUCACGCCCACGCGAGCUCAAUGGCACGCGAGCGGGCAAUGAGAGCAGCAGCGGCGGCGGCGGCGGCGGCUUCGACUACGCCACGCAUCAGCAGCUGAUCAGCUACGAGUGCCCGCCCAUCUUCGAGAACAUCAGUUAUCUGAACGUCACCUGCGACUUGCCGCUGGACUAUGCGCUGCCCCUCUAUGGCUACUGCAUGCCCUUUCUGCUCGUCCUCACCAUCAUAUCGAACUCGCUGAUUGUGCUCGUGCUGAGCAAGAAGAGCAUGGCCACGCCCACCAACUUUGUGCUAAUGGGCAUGGCCAUCACCGAUCUGCUGACGGUUCUCUUCCCAGCUCCUGGUCUGAUUUAUAUGUACACGUUCGGCAAUCACUACAAGCCGAUGCAUCCGGUCUCCAUGUGUCAUGCCUUCAGUAUAUUCAAUGAGAUAAUGCCUGUCAUGUGCCACACCAUCUCCGUUUGGCUGACGCUAGCGCUCGCCGUGCAAAGAUACAUUUACGUGUGCCACGCCCCCAUGGCACGCACCUGGUGCACGAUGCCGCGAGUGAAGCGCUGCACGUUCUACAUUGUGCUGCUGGCGUUCCUGCAUCAGCUGCCGCGCUUCUUCGAUCGCACCUACUUGCCCAUGUACAUUGAGUGGCAUGGAAAUGAGACCGAGGUGUGCCACCUGGAGACCUCCGAGUGGGUGGACGACUAUGUGGGCGUCGAUUUGUACUACACCAGCUACUUUACGUUUCGCGUGCUCUUCUGCAAUCUGCUGCCGUGCGUGGUGCUGGUGACGCUGAACAUUUUGCUGUUCGCCGCCCUGCGGCAGGCCCAGGAGCGACGCAAGCUGCUCUUCCGCGAGAAUCGCAAGAAGGAGUGCAAGAAGCUGCGCGACUCGAACUGCACCACACUGAUGCUGAUUGUGGUCGUCACUGUGUUCUUGAUUGCCGAAAUUCCGAUUGCCGUGGUCACCUCGAUGCACAUUGUGAGCUCGCUGAUCAUCAAGUUUCUGGACUAUCGCAUUGCCAACAUCUUCAUAGUGCUGACCAAUUUCUUUCUGGUGCUCAGCUAUCCGAUCAACUUUGGCAUCUACUGCGGCAUGUCGCGCCAGUUCCGCGAGACCUUCAAGGAGAUCUUCCUGGGCCGCAUGGCCAACAAGAAGGACAGCUCGUCCAAGUACUCGAUCGUCAAUGGCCCACGCACCUGCACCAACACCAACGAGACUGUCCUCUAGUAA